AAAAAAAACCCUAAACCCUCUAGUUAAAGUAAUCAUUUUUUCAUUUGUUUCCCUCCGGCUCCCUUCAAUCUGUGUAUGCUGAUACGUAACAGAAGUCCUCGAAAGAUCUUAGCUUUGGGGCGUCUUGUUUUUCCUUCUUCGAAUGCCUUCUUCUCCGUCUCUUCUCCACUUUCCCAGUUUUCCCCGGACGAGAUGGCGCCUCACGACGUCGCAUCUUUGCUGAAAAUUUCCAAUUGGGAAAAGAACAGUUCUCUCAAAUCCCUAGUCUCUCACAUGAACCCACAUGUAGCUUCACAGGUCAUUUCGCAUCAACGCAGCGAUAACGACAUUUGCGUUCGCUUUUUCAUGUGGGUCUGCAAGCAUUCUUCGUAUUGUUUCGAGCCAGCUCAGAAAACUCAGCUUCUGAAACUGAUUGUUUCUUCCGGUAUGUAUCGGGUUGCGCAUGAUGUUAUCGUUUUGUUGAUUAGGGAAUGCAGUAGAUGCGAGAAAGAGAUGUUGAAUCUAAUGGGUUGUUUUGAUGAGCUGCGAAUUCUUUUUGGAUUCCGGUUAAAUUACCCUUGUUACAGCUCUCUUUUGAUGUCCUUGGCUAAACUUGAUUUGGGGUUUUUGGCUUACGUGACUUUCAGAAGAAUGGAAGCUGACGGAUUUGUUGUUGGCAUGAUUGAUUACAGAACCAUUAUCAAUGCUCUCUGUAAGAAUGGAUUCACGGAUGCCGCUGAGAUGUUCUUGUGUAAGUUUCUUAAAAUUGGGUUUCUGCUAGAUUCUCAUAUAUGCACUUCUUUGUUGCUGGGUUUUUGCCGUGGAUUGAAUAUAAGAGAUGCACUCACCGUGUUUGAUGUCAUGUCCAGAGAGGGAAAUUGUGCACCAAACUCUGUUAGUUACUCCAUUUUGAUUCACGGGAUGUGUGAAGUAGGGAGACUUGAAGAAGCCUUUGGCUUAAAAGAUCAAAUGGGUGAGAAAGGUUGCCAUCCAAGCACACGUACAUAUACUGUGCUUAUUAAAGCCUUGUGCGAUCGAGGUUUGAUUGAUGGAGCUUUUAGCAUGUUUGAUGAGAUGACUGCUAGAGGGUGCAAACCAAACGCUCACACUUACACUGUUCUGAUUGAUGGGUUGUGUCGAGACGGAAAGAUUAAAGAGGCUAAUGGGGUUUUUCGAAAUAUGGUCAAAGACGGGAUAUUUCCUAGUAUAAUAACUUACAAUGCGUUAAUAAAUGGCUACUGUAAAGAUGGACUAGUUGUUCCUGCUUUUGAACUUCUUACUGUAAUGGAGAAGAGGGCUUGCAAACCAAAUGUAAGAACUUUCAACGAGCUUAUGGAAGGGUUGUGUAGAGUCGGGAAACCGUACAAGGCUGUGCACCUUUUGAAGAGAAUGGUUGACAAUGGCCUGUCACCUGACAUUGUGAGCUAUAACAUUUUGAUCGAUGGGCUUUGUAGAGAAGGUCAUAUGAGUAUGGCUUACAAGCUACUCAACGUGAUGAAUUCUUUUGAUCUUGAGCCUGAUUGUCUUACAUAUACCGCUAUAAUUAAUGCUUUCUGCAAACAGGGGAAGGCUGAUGUAGCUAGUGGGUUCUUAGGUUUGAUGCUUAGAAAAGGAAUAAACCUGGAUGAAGUAACAGGUACAACUCUUAUUGAUGGUUUCUGUAAAGUCGGUAAAACCCGGAGCGCAUUGUAUAUCCUGGAGACAUUGCUUAAGAUGAGAAUAUUAACAACUCCUCACUCCCUGAAUGUGCUUCUUGAUAUGCUCAGUAAGGGUUGUAAAGUGAAAGAGGAAUUAGCAAUGUUUGGGAAAAUCAAUAAGCUUGGUUUAGUUCCUUCAGUGGUGACUUAUACAACAUUGGUUGACGGGUUGAUUCGAUCAGGUGAUAUAAGUGGUUCCUUCAGGAUGGUAGAACUGAUGAAGUUAAGUGGUUGUUUGCCAAAUGUCUAUCCAUACACAAUCAUCAUCAAUGGUCUUUGUCAACUAGGAAGAGUCGAGGAAGCAGAGAAGCUUCUUUCUGCUAUGCAAGAUUCAGGAAUUUUACCAAACCAUGUUACUUAUACUGUUAUGGUGAAAGGAUAUGUUGAUAAUGGAAGACUAGACUGUGCUAUUGACACUGUAAGAGCAAUGGUUGAAAGAGGAUAUGAACUAAAUGAUCGUAUCUAUUUUUCUUUGUUACGGGGACAUGUCUUAUCUCGAAAGGGUAUUGAUAAUUCAGAUGAGAGUAGUGUUUCUGAUAUUGCUCUUAGAGAGACCGAUCCUGAAUGUAUCAGCGAACUCAUAUCUGUGGUUGAACAACUCGGUGGGUCUACCAGCGGAUUAUGUAUUUUCUUGGUCACACGGAUAUGCAAAGAGGGAAGAACGGACGAGUCCAACGAUCUAGUCCAAACUAUACUGAAGAGCGGUGUUUUUCUUGAAAAGGCGGUCGACAUCAUCAUGGAAUCUUACUGCAGCAAGAAGAAACAUAGCAAAUGUUUGGAGCUGAUAACACUUGUUCUCAAAUCCGGGUUUGUCCCGAGUUUCAAAUCCUUCUGCCUAGUGGUUCAAGGUCUGAAGAAGGAAGGAGAUACCGAGCGGGCGCGUGAGGUCGUAAUGGAGCUUCUUACCUCAAAUGGAGUUGUAGAGAAAGCUGAGGUGCUGCCUUAUGUAGAGUGUCUCAUGGAAGGAGAUGAAACGGGUGGUUGCGAUGAAGUAAUAGAUCUGGUUGAUGAAUUGCACUGCAGAGAAAGACCAACCUUCUAAAAUAUAUUACUGUUUCGAUUUUGUGUAGCUUCCUUUUUUUUUUUCUUUUUGAACUAAGAAUCCUUUUGAAGUGUAUAAAGUUUGGAUCAUACCCUA
Molecule: messenger RNA, 2814 nt
Organism: Capsella rubella
Lineage: Eukaryota; Viridiplantae; Streptophyta; Magnoliopsida; Brassicales; Brassicaceae
Product: pentatricopeptide repeat-containing protein At3g07290, mitochondrial
Exons: 1
Coding region: 76-2718 (880 amino acids)
Molecular function (GO): protein binding
Source: RefSeq, a predicted model, not a curated record